GAGUUUCCCCAGUUAAGCUUUUCUAUUAACAAAUGGCAACAACUUUCUUGCUUAUGUUUUUUUUCUUCUUUCUGCUCAUAAAAUGGGGGCUUAGUUUGUUAGUGAAUUUCUGUUCGGUUAAGGAUUUUCAGAAAGUAGUGUGCUGUUUUGGUUUAACUAUGGAAUAUUUUUAAGCAGGUUUUUUGAACAUUGUAAUUAGUUUAUAUAUUUUAUUUUUUUUAUUUUGUUUUUGUAUUUUAUAUUCUCUCCUUCUGAACUUUUUGCAAAAUCUUUGGGAUACAGCGAGAGCAAAGUUUAGACAUUUGAAGUGCUCUCUCUACAGAAAAGGUUUUGUAUUUUUGUGAUUUCCGGAGCUGGUACCCCCUGACGACGUCAACUUCGGACGUCAUUAUUAUAUUUUUCAUUAUUUUCAUUGUUUUCUUCUUUAAAAUUUUCUAUUGGUUUCAAUUUACUUAUGGAAUUUUUACUGCUUUUCUUUGGAAUUGUAGUAUUUAUCAGCUUUAUACAGUUGAUUCUUAUUUGUUUUUGAUUUCUUAUUUUAUUACCAUAAAUUGAGAGUUUUUUUUGUUUAUUACAUGCCAAUUUUAAAAAUUUAUUUUGAUUUCAUAAUUGCUGUUUUUACUUUUAAAGUUAAUUUUUUUAAAAUGUACUUAUUUUAAUUAGGAAAGAAAAUACUGCUCUUAAAGCAAAUGUUUGUCCAAAUACAAUCAGUUAUACCAAACGCAGUGGAUACAACGAUCUUCCAGCCGGAUUUCUUGCCAAAGCUAAAGUCAAGAAUUGCAAUCGUUGUCAUCAGUAGACUUGUUUAUAGAAAAGGAAUAGAUCUACUUGCAGAAGUGAUUCCACAAAUUUGUUCCAGAUACCCCGAUGUAGAUUUUAUA
Messenger RNA from Parasteatoda tepidariorum (common house spider), 881 nucleotides. Lineage: Eukaryota; Metazoa; Arthropoda; Arachnida; Araneae; Theridiidae. The record is from RefSeq and is a predicted model, not a curated record.